This is a messenger RNA of Cotesia congregata, 1803 nucleotides long. NCBI's taxonomy places the organism in Eukaryota, Metazoa, Arthropoda, Insecta, Hymenoptera, Braconidae. The record is from the annotation of a GenBank genome assembly.
AUGAUGUCAAACGUUAAAAAUUUGGAGCAACAAAUUGCAAGCUUGCAAAUUGACAAUGCCAAUAAUUCAAAGGAAAUAAGUAGUACAAGUGGUAUUGCCGGUACAGUUAAACAAGUUAAAAAGAUAGGACCUGCGGUACCACCAAAACCUAAAAAGUCGCAACCACAGGUACCGCAAAGCUAUACCAUAAAAUCUCCAUCAACACCAUCAUACAGUACUGUCUUAAAUAAUACCCAAAUGAAUGAAAAGAUAAACAAUUAUUAUGCAAAUACACCACUGCCAUACGUGCCGCCCAAUACUGAAAAAAAUGUUUUUACAUCUGGAUUAUCAUCACAGCCGCCAUCGACAUCACAACCAUUAAUAACAACGAAUUCAGCAAGAGCAGAUGCUCGUAACUAUUACAACAACGAAAAUUUUUAUCAAAAUGACCAUUUAUACAGCAACGAAAUAGAAAAUUUCAAUGGUAAACGUACUGACGUUAAUAAAGUAAAUAACAGUAUUACCUUGAACCCUAGAUAUGAUGAUAAAAAUUAUUAUUUAAAUAUUGGAGGUAAUAUUCCGGCACCUCAGGCGCCAGUUAUGGUUGACAACAGAUCAAUACGCGCAACACGCAAUGUUGUUUACAGUAAUGUUGAACCAGCUGUACCGAUACCUGUACCAACACCGAUAAAUUCCAUAAAAGAAAAAGACAUAAUCUACAGUAACAUCCAGUGGAAUAAGCCAGAAAAUACUUAUUCAAACAUAACAAAUGCUCGUGAUGAUUUACCACCGCCGCCAGAGCCUACGGAAUAUAUUUCAUGUGUGCCUGGUUCAUUUCCACCUCCUCCCGAAGAAUUGCCGCCACCACCAAGUCCCGUAUCAUCAAGUUACAGUGAAUUACGCCGUGCAACCUAUGAUCCUCAUCACCAAACAGAUUACCCACCAGAUCAUCAUCAUCAUCAUCAUCAUCACCAUCACCAUGACUAUCCAAAUGACAUUUACGGACCAAGUUCGCAGUCAAGCUCAACAUAUGAAUCAAUAUAUGAGCCAAUAAAUCCACGGCCACCUUCACAGUUGUCUUGUAAUUAUUCCAUGUACUCCGGGUAUGGAUCAGCAAGUACACAGCCCCCAGGUAAAGUGUCUCCCGUAAAAGAAGUUGAUACUCUAACAGAUUUACUAGUACAGGGUAUGGAAGACAACCAAGAUGACAGUGAUAUCUAUGGAAUUUGUGCACAUUGCGGAAAGAAAGUAGAAGGUGAAGGUACCGGCUGCUCGGCAAUGGAUAAAGUAUUUCACAUCGAUUGCUUCUGUUGCUUUGUCUGUCGCGUCAAUUUACAAGGCAAACCUUUUUACUCUCUUGAGGGCAAGCCUUACUGCGAGGAAGAUUAUUUGAAUACUUUGGAAAAAUGUUGCGUCUGUACUAGACCUAUUCUAGAUCGCAUUUUGCGUGCAACUGGAAAACCUUAUCACCCGUCUUGUUUUACUUGCGUUGUCUGUGGGCAAAGUUUGGACGGCAUUCCUUUUACUGUAGACGCUACUAAUCAAAUACACUGUAUUCAGUGCUUUCACAAAAAGUUUGCUCCACGUUGCUGUGUUUGCAAGCUGCCGAUUAUGCCCGAGCCAGGACAGGAUGAAACUGUUAGAGUUGUAGCUCUCGAUCGUAGUUUUCAUAUUCAGUGCUACAAAUGUGAAGACUGUGGACUUCGUUUGUCUUCUGAUGCUGAGGGUAGUGGCUGCUAUCCACUUGAUGAUCACGUUCUUUGUAAAAGCUGUAAUGCUAAACGUGUGCAGGCACUCACUUCUCACAUGACUACUGAACUAUAA